AUGGCAUUGGACCUGGAUGCUAACGACAACUCUGACGAUGAUGGUAUCACUCAAACUGCUGCGACUCCGACUCCCAAACCUCGGUCUUUCAGCAAAAAGCCAGCGCCUCGUGUCCGACCAAACACCAAGGCCAAGCUCGCCACUUCUUUGGACAACUCAGCUGAUCUACUCAAGACCCAAGCUACUCAAGCAAUUCAACGCGAGAAAUUGAAAGCUGACGCCAUCGCUGCUCACGAUGCUGCGAAGGAACAGAUCCUAGUUACUGCCGCUCAAUUGGAUCGAGAGUCCCUUACCUUCAAAUUCACAGCUGUCCCUUCUCAAGACAAGGCCCUGGAGAUCUUCAACAAGUCCUGGCGAGAGCACUUUGACGACACCGCAGCUGCAACUGAAGCAAUCCUCCUGUUUGAACAGGAGGACAAGUGUCGAACUUUCAUUAAUUCCGAUCCCGAGUUGAGAUGGAGUUGGCUCGCGUUGAGCCUUGGGUAUAGAAUUGUACCCAAUGUCCAAGAUGGUGGUCAAGCUGCUUAA
Melampsora larici-populina 98AG31 is the source of this 528-nucleotide messenger RNA. RefSeq lists its product as uncharacterized. Bases 1 to 528 code for a protein of 175 amino acids. The record is from RefSeq and is a predicted model, not a curated record. The transcript has a single exon. Lineage: Eukaryota; Fungi; Basidiomycota; Pucciniomycetes; Pucciniales; Melampsoraceae.